CUGACAUUUUAGGAAGCUGUGCCUGUGUGCACUUCUGAAUCUCCUCCCCCGGAGGCUCCUCCUCCCCUCCUCAGAGGAUACAUUCCCCUCAGCUCCCUCUGCCCUGGUGGCCAGAGCAACGCAGCCCCCGUCUCUAAGUCAGGAGCAGCCUGCCAAGGGGAGGGCGCCAAGAGGACUGAGAGGAUGGGGAACUUGCUGCCAAGGGAAGACAGGUGGCAGCAGAACACUCAAGAGACACCCUGGAAUCUGAGAAGUCAAAGCCCCAAACUGAGAAUAUCCAGAUGCUCCGACUGCCACAUCGCUGAAGCGUGUUUCUGCCUUCCUUGGAAAAAAAUACACAUUUUUGAAGCAAGACAAGAUUCCCGAAAGCAAAAUGAAGAAACAUCAUCUGCUCCCAUCCAGCAAGAGAAUGGUGACCAGGGCUCCUCAGAGGAUCUGUGCUACACCCUCAUCAAUCACAGCGUCCUUGGGAAAAGGCCGUCGGGAAUCUCUGCUGAGGAAUCUUAUGAGAACGUUUCCCUCGAGGCUGAGAGGCCCAGAGCAUCGCUGGGAGGAACCGAGACUGAGUACUCACUGCUUCGUGUGCCCUCCACCCCUAAGCAGCCAUCCUCCCCAGAGGAUGAGUAUGAACUUCUCAUGCCCAACAGAAUCUUCCCUCACUCCCUGAAACAGCCACAUCCACUUGCGCCCCCUUCUCAAGCUCAGUUUUCUCAUUUCUAAUGAAGCGACUGGACCAGCA
Bubalus bubalis (water buffalo) is the source of this 739-nucleotide messenger RNA. It is a transcript of the gene GCSAM, whose product is annotated as germinal center associated signaling and motility. Bases 184 to 720 code for a protein of 178 amino acids. The transcript has 6 exons. Gene Ontology annotation, biological process: negative regulation of lymphocyte migration; regulation of B cell receptor signaling pathway. The record is from RefSeq and is a predicted model, not a curated record. NCBI's taxonomy places the organism in Eukaryota, Metazoa, Chordata, Mammalia, Artiodactyla, Bovidae.